AUGGACGAGUGGUACACGGCGGACUCUGACAGUGAAGAUUAUGCAACGGCAAUGCGUGAGGAUGGUCUGGAGGAGGGUUUUGACGGCGAGGAAGACCCUACCUGUCCGCCGAUCUACUUCACAGCAACCGGGGAAAGGGAAUACUGCCGCAAGCUGAGAUCAGCCCUGAUAGUGAAACCACUGGGCAGAAUAGUAUCGUACACAGCGGUGUCUAUCCGACUGAACACGAUAUGGGGGAAGGCAGGAGGAAUCCAAGUUACUUCAAUGAAGAAUGGCUACUUCCUCGUUCGUUUCACGAGUGGCAUGGACUACGAUAGAGCAGUCACGAACGGCCCGUGGAUGAUAGGUCCGAACUACCUGUCGGUGCACAUGUGGGACAAGAAUUUCGACCCUUACAAUCAUGAAAUUUCAUCGACGUUAGUUUGGGCGAGACUUCUUGAUAUUCUGAUUCACUACUUUCACCAAGAGGCCAUGAUGAAAAUUGGGCGUCGUAUUGGACGACCAAUCCGAAUUGAUGAAGCCACUCGCACAGCGGCCAGAAGUGACUACGCCCGUGUUUGUGUUCAAGUGGAUCUGACCCGACCUUUACUGUCAAAAUUCUCCAUCAGAGGCAAGAAAUACUUUAUCCAGUACGAAGGGUUGGAGAAUAUCUGCUUGAACUGUGGCACCUAUGCAGAGAAGUGGGGUUGCUCGUGCGUUAAGUCGCAGGCACCUAUGGAAGCGGAGCACACGGUGCAGGAACCCACGCCAGCGGCUAACCAAAAUGAACCCCUCUAUGGGGAAUGGAUGAUUGCCAAACGCAAACCCCGUACCCAGAAGAAGGACCAAGGAGCGAACGUGAGUCUGAAGGGAACCAAAACGACUCACGACACUCAUCAGCAUGCCGGGGGAUCACGUUUUGCUGCCCUUGAGGAGGAGGAUAUAAUACUACCGGGGUCUGAGCAUGCGGACACUCCUAACGUGACCACCAACAGACCGCAUCAACAGUCGGGAAGCAGUAGGAGUAAGAACAAAAUCCCAAAACAGACACCGCCGGUGAGCCAAGAAAAGGAGAGUAUGCGGUCCAGGGAGCCUCGAGCUGCAGUGUCCAUCGGGAACAACAAUAAAGAAGCGACCGGAAAAGAAAGGGAAACCCAGACUGUCAACUCCAAAACGGGUACAACAGCAGGCCAACCAAACCAGGAGGUCAUGGAGCCACCCUUUCGAGCACAGAGCAAGAAGGUGGAAACGGCCGCCCUCGGACGACGGUGA
Molecule: messenger RNA, 1251 nt
Organism: Linum trigynum
Lineage: Eukaryota; Viridiplantae; Streptophyta; Magnoliopsida; Malpighiales; Linaceae
Source: the annotation of a GenBank genome assembly